Selaginella moellendorffii is the source of this 984-nucleotide messenger RNA. RefSeq names its product hypersensitive-induced response protein 4. NCBI's taxonomy places the organism in Eukaryota, Viridiplantae, Streptophyta, Lycopodiopsida, Selaginellales, Selaginellaceae. The record is from RefSeq and is a predicted model, not a curated record. Gene Ontology annotation, cellular component: membrane. The transcript is spliced from 5 exons. Bases 37 to 897 code for a protein of 286 amino acids.
CAAGAAGCGCAAUUGGGUAAAGAGCUCUAGCUCAGGAUGGCUUGCUGGGUGUGCGUCGAUCAGGCGAGCGUCGGGAUUCUGGAGAAGUGGGGAAGGUUUGUGCGCGUGCUGGAGCCCGGAUUCAGCUGUAUAGUGCCGUGUCUGGGCGAAUUCGUGGCUGGAACUCUGUCUCUCAAGGUCCAGUACUUGGAUGUGCGGUGCGAGACCAAGACCAAGGAUAACGUGUUUGUGUCCCUCGAUUGCUCCAUCCAGUACCGCGUGGUGCGAGGGAACGCGGACGAUGCCUUCUACGAGCUGCAAAAUCCCGAGCAACAGAUCCGUUCCUACGUUUUCGAUGUCAUCCGUGCGUCAGUUCCUAAGCUGUCACUGGACGAUGUCUUUGAGCAGAAGAGUGAGAUCGCCAAGUCUGUGUCGGAGGAGCUCGAAAAGGUGAUGAGCGCGUAUGGAUACAGCAUAGAGCAGAUACUCAUCGUCGACAUCCUGCCUGACGCUGCGGUUCGGAGGGCGAUGAACGAGAUCAACGCAGCUCAGCGGAUGAGGAUGGCGGCCGUGGAGAAGGGCGAGGCCGAGAAGAUAUUGCAAGUCAAGAGGGCCGAGGGGGAUGCCGAGUCCAAAUAUCUAUCAGGGGUUGGGGUGGCGAGGCAGCGGCAGGCCAUCACCGACGGUCUGAGGGAGAGUGUCUUGACAUUCUCGCAAGACGUUCCCGGCACGUCCGCCAAGGAGGUGAUGGAGAUGGUGAUGGUCACGCAGUACUUUGACACCCUCAAAGACAUUGGCGCCAGCUCCAAAACCUCUGCGGUCUUCAUCCCUCAUGGACCCGCGCAUGUCAGUGACAUUGCCCAGCAGCUCCGAGACGGAGUCUUGCAGGCAAACACCGCUGUGUCCUUGAUGGACUAGAUUGUGGGAUUACACUCUUCAAGAAAAUACAAAAGAUAUUAUUAGGACAAUUACUCGUAAAUGUGUUGAAUCGAAUGUAAUAUAUCU